AUGGAUGUAUGUAGUAGCGACCGAGGGAGUGGGCGGGGCUUGGUCCAUCUGCAGCCCUCUUUCUCUCACGUGCUGCAUGCAUGCUCAUCUCCUCACCUAGCCUGGAACAGCGACGGUUUGUCUGAGGUAACGUCACUAAGCGCCGACCGCAGGAACAGCGGCGGUUUCUCUGAGGUAACGUCACUAAGCGCCGACCGCAGGAACAGCGACGGUUUCUCUGAGGUAACGUUACUGUACGCCGACCGCAGGAACAGCGGCGGUUUCUCUGAGGUAACGUCACUAAGCGCCGACCGCAGGAACAGCGGCGGUUUGUCUGAGGUAACGUCACUAAGCGCCGACCGCAGGAACAGCGGCGGUUUCUCUGAGGUAACGUCACUAAGCGCCGACCGCAGGAACAGCGGCGGUUUCUCUGAGGUAACGUUACUAAGCGCCGACCGCAGGAACAGCAGCGGUUUCUCUGAGGUAACGUUACUGUACGCCGACCGCAGGAACAGCGGCGGUUUCUCUGAGGUAACGUCACUAAGCGCCGACCGCAGGAACAGCGGCGGUUUCUCUGAGGUAACGUUACUAAGCGCUGACCGCAAGAACAGCGGCGGUUUCUCUGAGGUAACGUCACUAAGCGCCGACCGCAGGAACAGCGGCGGUUUCUCUGAGGUAACGUUACUGUACGCCGACCGCAGGAACAGCGGCGGUUUCUCUGAGGUAAGGUCACUAAGCGCUGACCGCAGGAACAGCGGCGGUUUCUCUGAGGUAACGUCACUAAGCGCUGACCGCAGGAACAGCGGCGGUUUCUCUGAGGUAACGUCACUAAGCGCUGACCGCAGGAACAGCGGCGGUUUCUCUGAGGUAACGUCACUAAGCGCUGACCGCAGGAACAGCGGCGGUUUCUCUGAGGUAACGUCACUAAGCGCUGACCGCAAGAACAGCGGCGGUUUCUCUGAGGUAACGUCACUAAGCGCCGACCGCAGGAACAGGGGCGGUUUCUCUGAGGUAACGUCACUAAGCGCCGACCGCAGGAACAGCAGCGGUUUGUCUGAGGUAACGUUACUGUACGCCGACCGCAGGAACAGCGGCGGUUUCUCUGAGGUAACGUCACUAAGCGCCGACCGCAGGAACAGCGGCGGUUUCUCUGAGGUAACGUCACUAAGCGCCGACCGCAGGAACAGCGGCGGUUUCUCUGAGGUAACGUCACUAAGCGCCGACCGCAGGAACAGCGGCGGUUUCUCUGAGGUAACGUCACUAAGCGCCGACCGCAGGAACAGCGGCGGUUUCUCUGAGGUAACGUCACUAAGCGCCGACCGCAGGAACAGCGGCGGUUUCUCUGAGGUAACGUCACUAAGCGCCGACCGCAGGAACAGCGGUGGUGUUGUGCAAGUUAUUGAAUGUGAAAUAUCGCUAUCAUGAUGAUGGCUACCGAGUGAAAACCUGACGUUACUGAAUAAUUAUUAAGGUACUACGUGACCAUUUUUACUUAACAAUGACCUCAUUAUCUGUAUUAUUUACUUUUGAAGAAAAUAAUCAGCUGGAAUGUGUUUGUGCUGAUGGGAUUAUACACGCUAGCUAAUAUUAGCCUAAAUUAGCUAGAUAUGCUGCCAGCUUAAUGCACUGGAUGCACCAUUCAGCUACAUGCCAGAAGUCAUUUUGAGAAGGUCUUGUUUUUGUCAAAGGUUCAAAGAUCUCUCACUAACAUAACUGGAAUAAACCCGAUACUGAUGCUGAUAAUAUUGAUUAUGAAUCAACGAGGACAUGAAGACGCGCUGGUGAUGAUCUGUACCUGAGUCUGAAUCUCCCGAACCGCUGAACUCAUCAACCAUGUUAAUGGGGUGGACAAAAUAUUAGGAACACCAUUCAGUAUAAAAUGCACUGCAGUACGGCAGCAGCGCCCACUACGACCUCAAUAACACACACGAAGAAGAAUUAUCACCUUUCUGACAACGUAAACAAAAACUGAAAAUGUAUAAACUUCAUAAUAUAAAUGUAGAACUGAUGCUGAGAGUUCAUACUGGCAGAGGCAGUAGAUGACAAACCAGACUACCAGUAACAUUCAUUUGUGAAUUUUACUGUAAAAAUGUUAAACUAUCAUGUUUAAAUUCCUAAAACAGCAUCAUGUCUGCACCUGCACGGCUGUUUAACAGAUAAAUACGUAAACAUACUAACAUGUUCCACAGACGUUUGUUUGUUACAGCUGCAUUAUUGUUGUUCUUACAGUACUUUACUACCAGCAUCCAUUAAUCACAUCUCCAACCUUUACAAAUGAUGUGUAUCGUUGUUUUUUUACACAGCUGGUUGGAAUCUGGACGGAAAACCUGGAGGUUACUUCCUGUUAAAGUUUUUCCUUCCUGCUCGGGGGGGAUGUUGGGUCUGUAAAAUAAAGAGCUCAGUCUAGACCUCAUCCAGUCCAGUUCACCUCUCUGAGAUGUCUUUGAUCAUAUUAAACAGUGAUGUCACUGUCAGAGUAUCAAUAAAUACACACACAAAUAAUUCAUCAAUGAUAUCAACCAACUCCAGAACCAUGCCAGUAGGAAUGGUUCCUGUUCCUCUGAGUAGGACACAGUACAAAUACUGCAGUAUACAGUACAAAUACUGC
This is a messenger RNA of Thunnus maccoyii (southern bluefin tuna), 2587 nucleotides long. RefSeq lists its product as uncharacterized. Lineage: Eukaryota; Metazoa; Chordata; Actinopteri; Scombriformes; Scombridae. The record is from RefSeq and is a predicted model, not a curated record. The transcript is spliced from 3 exons. Bases 1 to 1404 code for a protein of 467 amino acids.